Molecule: messenger RNA, 4103 nt
Organism: Orbicella faveolata
Lineage: Eukaryota; Metazoa; Cnidaria; Anthozoa; Scleractinia; Merulinidae
Source: RefSeq, a predicted model, not a curated record
GUACCUCACGCAGAUUAGAGUUUAAAACUGACAAAGUAGGAAACGCACCUUUGAAAAACAUAGCUAUGUAAACAGCCAAUUGUCAUAUCCUUAUCAUUUCUCUUGCUCUCACAUGCAUGUGAAUACUCAAUCGGCUUGUGUACUUCAAAACUGUGCUUAUCGGCUAUCUAUCAUGUUAUUUCCCAAAGAGCAAUCAUCAAACAAGCCCAAGAGCAAUGACCCAAGAAACAAAAUAUUCACACAGACUUAACGUGAAUCACCUGAUCCAAGCAGCUUCCAAUGUGCUUAAUUUUCUCGAGCUGGUUGAUGAGUUUCCUGGCUUGUACGCCGGUCCAAUCCUAAGAAAUGCUAUCAGAAGGUACGAAGUCUUCUGGCUACCACUCGCAGCUAAGCAAGGAACAGAAAGCAAGCUUCUGGCAGCUCCCCUGGACAUCGCCUGGGUUUGGUAUGUGCAUAUGUUAACACCGCAGAAAUAUGAGCAAGACUGCAUGAGUAUUGUGUCUCAAGUCAUUGACCACACGCCCAUGAACAGAUACCAACGACAGGAGGGAGUUCAUAGAGCAAGAUAUUUAUGGGAAUCCAGUUAUCCCGGGGAACCAUUUGAAGUUAACUUGGCCCAAACAAUGCCGUUUUUUAUGCCAUACAACUUGAAAAUUUGCCAUGACCUCGAAAAGGCAUGUUACGACCAAUCCAGGUUCUAUUACCAAGUAUCGUUGCCUCACUAUGCAGACAGAAGAUUUCUUGCCAAAGCCGUUGAGCGCUACCAACAUCAUCUGGAACUAAGAAGCAGAAAUCCGCAGAUCUCAAUUGUUCCAUGCUAUGACGUGAUUUUAAUCUGGCACGUCCAUCGACAACAUCCACUAACUUACAAGCAAGUUACAACAGAGAUGUUUGGAACAAUGCUGCAAAGCGAUGGCAACGAAGCAAAUUACGGCCUGGCAACUACUUUGUACGAUGGUGAAAAGUCAACUCGAGCCAUGUGGGAGGCAGCAGGUUUGCAGUUUGACAAGCCGGGGACCAUAAUACUCAAUCGGCUUGUGUACUUCAAAACUGUGCUUAUCGGCUAUCUAUCAUGUUAUUUCCCAAAGAGCAAUCAUCAAACAAGCCCAAGAGCAAUGACCCAAGAAACAAAAUAUUCACACAGACUUAACGUGAAUCACCUGAUCCAAGCAGCUUCCAAUGUGCUUAAUUUUCUCGAGCUGGUUGAUGAGUUUCCUGGCUUGUACGCCGGUCCAAUCCUAAGAAAUGCUAUCAGAAGGUACGAAGUCUUCUGGCUACCACUCGCAGCUAAGCAAGGAACAGAAAGCAAGCUUCUGGCAGCUCCCCUGGACAUCGCCUGGGUUUGGUAUGUGCAUAUGUUAACACCGCAGAAAUAUGAGCAAGACUGCAUGAGUAUUGUGUCUCAAGUCAUUGACCACACGCCCAUGAACAGAUACCAACGACAGGAGGGAGUUCAUAGAGCAAGAUAUUUAUGGGAAUCCAGUUAUCCCGGGGAACCAUUUGAAGUUAACUUGGCCCAAACAAUGCCGUUUUUUAUGCCAUACAACUUGAAAAUUUGCCAUGACCUCGAAAAGGCAUGUUACGACCAAUCCAGGUUCUAUUACCAAGUAUCGUUGCCUCACUAUGCAGACAGAAGAUUUCUUGCCAAAGCCGUUGAGCGCUACCAACAUCAUCUGGAACUAAGAAGCAGAAAUCCGCAGAUCUCAAUUGUUCCAUGCUAUGACGUGAUUUUAAUCUGGCACGUCCAUCGACAACAUCCACUAACUUACAAGCAAGUUACAACAGAGAUGUUUGGAACAAUGCUGCAAAGCGAUGGCAACGAAGCAAAUUACGGCCUGGCAACUACUUUGUACGAUGGUGAAAAGUCAACUCGAGCCAUGUGGGAGGCAGCAGGUUUGCAGUUUGACAAGCCGGGGACCAUGUUGAGAGGCGAACCUCCUCCACACAGACCUCCCAGACCUGAUUGGCUCUAUGCUCCACUUGCACGACUUGAAUACGUUUUGAACAUUCUGAAAAUAGAGGUUUUAAAUGCAGACGUAACCAAAACCUUUUAUGUCCGACUGUUUGGUCCGAACGGCAACUUGAUCAUUUUACAAGGCAUGAAUGGAGGCUUUGGUGUUGCCCUGAUGAAUCAGUGCGUCAUCAACAAUGAGAAGAAACACGCGAUUACCGUAAGUCUUCACCAGAAAGCCUUCUUGGGAGAAAAGACCAUAGGUUCCCGUCAAGCAAGCCUGCUUUCUUACCUUGAUUCGCUUUAUGUCGCUGGGCCACCCCCUACACAUCCCUGGAAUAUCGAUAUUCCCUUCAGCGGUUCACGGAACGUCGUGAGGCUGACAGUCACACUAAAUCCUCCAGCUGUUCAAGGUUAUAAAUUCACGACCCGACAAGACUCGUUCUUCACGAAAUAUGACCACCCUUCAUUGGUGCUUAGUUUCCCACAAGCGAUGAUGACUCCAAGUGACUUUGGAAAGCCUUUCUUACCCUGCGAAGCUGCCACGCAUACGUUGCUUGACGUCAGGGAACGAGACGCAUUCAAGUGCCGUAUUGUCCAUUCUACUGCGGCCGUGCUGUCAGCUGUAGAGAUCGUUAGUCUACACAAUGUUGCUGUAGCAUCAGCCUACUCGCUCAAAUCCACCAUUCUUCCAGAAAGGGAAUCAAUUGAAGGCGAGGAACGAUGCGUUACGCUGAACCAAAUGAGGGGCGAGAGAGCCAUGCUCAUACGAGGUCGAAAGGACUGGGGUAUCUGCAUUGGCAAAUGGCAGAAAGGUAGUUUUUGUAACCGAUCCGCUGGCCAAGUAGAGAUCAAGUUUUUUAGUCUUCAUGGAACUAAAGGUUGGUGUGAAGUACGCAAAUACAAAGAAGGACUCUACAUGAUAUAUAUUGAUUCAAGUAACCACCUGUUCAUAGAUUUGAAGAGGGGAAUCUUUGUGGUAUCUCCAGCUACUCAAUACAUCCCAGAAAUGAUUGCAUUGGCUUACUCAGUGUCAAUUCUCUACCUGCUCUGCAGACCUUACACCCCAACACCAUCGAAAGAGUCCUCGCCAUCAUGUCACAAGAUAGCCAAGAGGGACAAGAUAACCCCAAUGCUUCUUGCUGCAGGUUACAGCUGUAACUCGGUUCCAACCAAUGUCUAUUUAGGUCCCAAAGCUUGUGGUUCGUUGGCUGGAAGUGGUAGCUAUGAUCUCGAUUCAGAACUUGGGUCUGAUUGGACAAAACGACUUCAAACCAGGGGAGCACUUGGCACUGUUGAGGCUUCCCUGUGGUUUGAGUUAAACGGUUUUGUCAAGCCACCUACUCGAAGCUACUCUGAACGGUCCUCAGGAGGCUUCUGGGGAAGCAGUGGUGGAGGGUUUUCGGGACCCACUGGUGGCGGUGGUGGUGGCGGCAUGGGCUGUUGCUGUGGAAAACUCGAAGAGAGAGUUAACGAAAUGUUUGAGCCAAACCAGAUAAUUGCAAAAGAAAUCUUCUGGGCCAACCUUGAGUAUCAAAGAUCUGUUGGCUGCUGUCAGAUAAAAGGAAGCGGAGCCCUGGUUUUGACGUCAGAUAUGCUGUGGUUUAAUUUACUUUGUCCAGAUAAACAGAUAGUAAUGCCACUUCGGAUGAUUCUUGCAGUCCGAGUUCGUCGAGGGCUGAUUGUUGAUUUCGUCGAUCCAACCUCAGGGAUUGAAGAUCGGGUGAUCUUUGAGUUAAGGAAACCUCAAAUUUGGAAGUUGCUCAUUGAGGCAACCAAGGCAAACUAUUUUGGAGAACUGGAAAGACGAGUUAGUCAGAGAUUUGCAGAAAGCCGGAUAAUCACAAAAGAAAUAUUUUGGGCCAAUCUACAGUACCAAAAGUCUGCCGACCAACACCAUCAAGUCCAAGGAAACGGAGCUCUAGUGUUGACUCCAGAUAUGCUGUGGUUCGCUUUACUUCUCCCGGAUAAACAGAUAGAAAUGCCUCUUCAAAACAUCCGUGACGUCAAAGUACAUACCCAACAUAGAAGACCACCUUUGUUAGUGGUUAACUUCCUCGAUGAAGAUCAAGUGAUUUUCACCUCAAAGGAUCCUCAAUCUUGGAAGAGAAUGAUCGACGAGACCAUUCAAGGUGGACAAAAUCGAUUAUAA